Fusarium fujikuroi IMI 58289 is the source of this 585-nucleotide messenger RNA. RefSeq lists its product as uncharacterized. The coding region runs from base 1 to 585 and encodes 194 amino acids. NCBI's taxonomy places the organism in Eukaryota, Fungi, Ascomycota, Sordariomycetes, Hypocreales, Nectriaceae. The transcript is spliced from 2 exons. The record is from RefSeq and is a predicted model, not a curated record.
AUGGACUGUCUGUGUGGCGCUGGCCAAAGAAGGACUCAUCGACGGAUCUUCAGUCACCGCUGCUGUUAUGAGCACUGUGAUGGCAUCUUCCUCACCCUCGAUGGUUCUGUCUCCGACUGCGAAAACCACUGGGCGCCAUGGCAGGGCUUGACUUGGCUGAAUGCAUCUAUGCCACUCUGUUGUGAUACUGGUAAUGGCGCGCCUGGUCUGGAGGGCUCGCUUGCACCACACAUGGACCUCACAAUAGUGAUCAUCCUUUACACGCCAACGAACCCAACCCAACCCGCGCUUCCUCACGGCCUCGCCAGAGUCGACGCCCAAACAGGCCGUAGCCUACAUCCACGAGUCUCGGUCCCAAUACCAGCGACGAACAACCUCGUCGCAAUACAUAUUCUCGAGUCCGACAUGACGACCGCAAGAGGUGGCUUGAAGGCAUCGUCAUGGGCGACACCAUCUUGCCAAGCGGUUCCUUCGAGCAUUACACGAACGAUGCCGUGGCUGCCCAACUUGAUGCUCCAAUACGAUCUAUUAGCGUUGCACCUUGUCUUUUUGUUACAGAAAAUCUUUUCGUAUGGAUACCCGUGA